AUGCAUCAGUGGCGUGUCUGGGCCAGGCAGGCGCUGGGCGGGGAUUGGCUGGAGGGGCUGUAAUUCAGCCGUUUCCGGAGCUGCGGAGGCGUAGACCGGGAGGAGGAGCCUGGGGGUUCCAACGUCGCCCCUGAGGGAGCGAGCCCUAACCGGAUCCUUGACGAGCACCCCAGCUUGGUGUUCCUUCUCCCUGUCUGCUGGGAGAGGCCCCGCGGCCUGAGGGAGCCCCGCGGCCCGCACCCCGGCCCAAGCGCAGCCUCAGCCUGUCGGGCCUCAGCCGGAGAAACAGUUGGGACCCCGGAUUCCAGCAGGAUGGCCCAAUGGAAUCAGCUACAGCAGCUCGACACACGGUACCUGGAGCAGCUGCAUCAGCUGUACAGUGACAGCUUCCCGAUGGAGCUAAGGCAGUUUCUGGCCCCUUGGAUUGAGAGUCAAGAUUGGGCAUAUGCUGCCAGCAAAGAAUCACAUGCCACUUUGGUGUUUCAUAAUCUCUUGGGUGAGAUUGACCAGCAGUAUAGCCGCUUUCUACAAGAGUCAAAUGUUCUCUAUCAGCACAAUCUGCGAAGAAUCAAGCAGUUCCUUCAGAGCAGAUAUCUUGAGAAGCCAAUGGAGAUUGCCCGAAUUGUGGCCCGGUGCCUGUGGGAAGAGUCACGCCUCCUCCAAACUGCAGCCACUGCAGCCCAGCAAGGGGGCCAGGCCAACCACCCCACAGCUGCAGUGGUAACGGAGAAGCAGCAGAUGCUAGAGCAGCACCUACAGGAUGUUCGGAAGAGGGUACAGGAUCUAGAACAGAAAAUGAAAGUGGUAGAGAACCUCCAGGAUGACUUUGAUUUCAACUAUAAAACCCUCAAGAGUCAAGGAGACAUGCAAGAUCUGAAUGGAAACAACCAGUCAGUGACCAGGCAGAAGAUGCAGCAGCUUGAACAGAUGCUUACGGCGCUGGACCAGAUGCGAAGAAGCAUUGUGAGUGAGUUGGCAGGGCUUUUGUCAGCAAUGGAGUACGUGCAGAAAACUCUCACGGAUGAAGAGCUGGCUGACUGGAAGAGGAGGCAACAGAUUGCUUGCAUUGGAGGCCCUCCCAACAUCUGCUUAGAUCGUCUAGAAAACUGGAUAACCUCAUUAGCAGAAUCUCAACUUCAGACCCGCCAGCAAAUUAAGAAACUGGAAGAGUUGCAGCAAAAAGUUUCCUACAAAGGGGACCCCAUAGUACAGCACCGGCCAAUGCUGGAGGAGAGAAUUGUAGAGCUGUUUAGAAACUUAAUGAAAAGUGCCUUUGUGGUUGAGCGGCAGCCCUGCAUGCCCAUGCAUCCUGACCGGCCCUUGGUCAUCAAGACCGGUGUCCAGUUUACUACUAAAGUCAGGUUGUUGGUCAAGUUCCCUGAGUUAAAUUAUCAGCUUAAAAUUAAAGUGUGCAUUGACAAAGACUCUGGGGAUGUUGCUGCUCUCAGAGGAUCCCGGAAAUUCAACAUUCUGGGCACAAACACGAAAGUGAUGAACAUGGAAGAAUCCAACAACGGCAGCCUCUCUGCAGAAUUCAAGCACUUGACCCUGAGGGAGCAAAGAUGUGGCAAUGGGGGCCGAGCAAACUGCGAUGCCUCCCUGAUUGUGACUGAGGAGCUGCACCUGAUCACUUUUGAGACAGAGGUAUAUCACCAAGGCCUCAAAAUAGACCUGGAGACUCACUCCUUGCCUGUUGUGGUGAUCUCCAAUAUUUGUCAGAUGCCAAAUGCCUGGGCUUCCAUCCUGUGGUAUAACAUGCUGACCAACAACCCCAAGAACGUGAACUUUUUCACCAAGCCCCCAAUUGGAACCUGGGAUCAAGUGGCCGAGGUGCUGAGCUGGCAGUUCUCCUCCACCACAAAGCGAGGGCUGAGCAUUGAGCAAUUGACUACACUGGCGGAGAAGCUCUUGGGACCUGGUGUAAACUACUCAGGGUGUCAGAUCACGUGGGCUAAAUUUUGCAAAGAAAACAUGGCUGGCAAGGGUUUCUCCUUCUGGGUCUGGCUGGACAAUAUCAUUGACCUUGUGAAAAAGUACAUCCUGGCCCUUUGGAAUGAAGGGUACAUAAUGGGCUUCAUCAGUAAGGAGCGGGAGCGGGCCAUCUUGAGCACCAAGCCCCCAGGCACCUUCCUGCUAAGAUUCAGUGAAAGCAGCAAAGAAGGAGGAAUCACCUUCACUUGGGUGGAGAAGGACAUCAGCGGUAAGACCCAGAUCCAGUCCGUGGAACCAUAUACCAAACAGCAGCUGAACAACAUGUCAUUUGCUGAAAUCAUCAUGGGCUAUAAGAUCAUGGAUGCCACCAACAUCCUGGUGUCUCCGCUGGUCUAUCUCUACCCUGACAUUCCUAAAGAGGAAGCGUUUGGAAAGUAUUGUCGACCAGAGAGCCAGGAGCACCCUGAAGCUGACCCAGGUAGUGCUGCCCCAUACCUGAAGACCAAGUUUAUCUGUGUGACACCAACGACCUGCAGCAAUACCAUUGACCUGCCGAUGUCCCCCCGCACUUUAGAUUCAUUGAUGCAGUUUGGAAAUAAUGGUGAAGGUGCUGAACCCUCAGCAGGAGGGCAAUUUGAGUCCCUUACGUUUGACAUGGACUUGACCUCGGAGUGUGCUACCUCGCCCAUGUGAGGAGCUGAGAACAGAAGCUGCAGAGAGAUGUGACUGAGGCACCUACCUGCGUUCCGCCACCUUAAACAGCCAAACCCCAGAUCAUCUGAAAC
Molecule: messenger RNA, 2717 nt
Organism: Trichechus manatus latirostris (Florida manatee)
Lineage: Eukaryota; Metazoa; Chordata; Mammalia; Sirenia; Trichechidae
Gene: STAT3
Product: signal transducer and activator of transcription 3
Exons: 24
Coding region: 313-2625 (770 amino acids)
Biological process (GO): cell surface receptor signaling pathway via JAK-STAT; regulation of transcription by RNA polymerase II; leptin-mediated signaling pathway
Molecular function (GO): DNA-binding transcription factor activity, RNA polymerase II-specific; RNA polymerase II cis-regulatory region sequence-specific DNA binding
Source: RefSeq, a predicted model, not a curated record